Zingiber officinale is the source of this 4159-nucleotide messenger RNA. RefSeq names its product protein WVD2-like 1. Gene Ontology annotation, biological process: microtubule cytoskeleton organization. The coding region runs from base 2814 to 3932 and encodes 372 amino acids. The record is from RefSeq and is a predicted model, not a curated record. Lineage: Eukaryota; Viridiplantae; Streptophyta; Magnoliopsida; Zingiberales; Zingiberaceae. Gene Ontology annotation, molecular function: microtubule binding. The transcript is spliced from 7 exons.
CCAAUAAAAGAACGCACGAGGAGCAUGUGGGCACUGGGCAGCGGGCAGAAUUUCCGGAACCGCCGUUAGCUGCCGGCGUCAACGUCGAAGCUGCGAUAGAGUUGGGGUAACAGGGGGUACUUACUGCUCUCUGCGGCGAGGAGGCGGAGGAGGGCGACUGGGCGAGGCAAAUCGACUCGGUGCGAGCUCCAGAUCUCUCGAAUCGGUGUCUGGGAAGUCAUCUUGUAAUGGAAUGCGUGGGCGAUGAGGUGAGGUCGAAGUGGGUUCGAAGUGUUAUAGUCGGAUCUAAGGGCGAUGGUUGAGAUCUGGUGUUUUUGCUCAUGAUUUAUGAUGUUUUUCGUCUCCAUGUCAAGCUUUCCCUUCCUAUGAGUUGGAUGGGAAGGGUUUAGUAUAAAAGUUGAGGCCCUCCUAAAAUGAUUGUCACUUGAUGAAGUUGGUGGGCAUUGUUUUCUGCUUUUAGUGGUAGGAAGGUUUACUGGGUUAGGGUAAAAGUGAGAGAAAUUUACCAUUUGUUGAUGUUGGUGGACCUUGGUUUCUGCUGUCAAGCUGUUUUAUUCUGAUACAUUCUCUUCCACAUUGUCCAAGUGGAGUAAAGUUAUGUUCUGGCUUUGUUCCACUUUCCUGUUGACUUGUAAUGUAUGAUUCUUGUUGGGGGAUUCUUUUAGUACAAUACCUAUUGUUAUAGGGCAAUACUGAUUGGUAUGUAGGGUAAUGUUUUGUGCCUUUCUUUUAAAAAAUGAUUAGCUUUGAAUGAGAAUAUAGAUAAUCAUGAUGGAGUCGAUUUUGCAUGUAGUUCUAUCUGAUAAAGGGAUCAAGCGAAUCAACAUAGAGUAAUUUGAGAAAUAUAUUGUUUAAGACAAUUAAAUAUGCUAAAACAUGAAAAAAAAUUGAGAAAAUGAGAAAUAUGAAAUUCAGAGGCAAUUUUUUGUGUCAGCACCCUAGAGUCUAGACCUAAGACACGAGUGGUUCAGUUCUUCCGUGACCAAUAUCCAAAAACCUUAUUUGCAGUCCCUAACACUCUCGAGCAUUGAAAUAUAGAAAGCAAUGGCAGAAAACAGCACUAUGUAGCCAAGCACAUCCAAUCCAAGUAUGCACUAAAGGCUCAAGGAUAAAUGCAACUAAUCAGUUAUGCAUCUAGUCUUUUGACCUGGCAAAACAAAUCUGGCAAGUUGUCCUAGCCUUGGUGAUCCAUGGUUCACAAUAACGACUAAAAUCAGUAGUGGAACUUCAGUUCCUAGUAAAUGUUAUUAUCGACGAAUUAAAACUAAUUUCAAAUUACCAAUGUGUGUUCAUUUUAAAAUAAAUAAAUAAAUUUAGAAUUAAAUGAAUAACAAAUUUCUAAAGUUGGCAAAACUCUGGAAAAAAAAUUCAAAUAAUACUCACAGGACAUCUUAUUUGCUUUUCUGGUUUAAUUGUUAUGGUUCUAUGAUUUAGAAAAUGAAAAUUUCUUUCAAGAAACCAUGACUUGAUUGGAUGUCUCUUGACACAUUGUUGAAUUGUCAUGUCUCAGAUGCUUUAUUUAUCUUCCCUUGCAUGGACUCGUUGAAAAACUGUGACAAUUAGCAAAUUAACAGAGAGAUGAAAGUAAAUGGAAUUAUUAAGGUGUCCUAUUUAUAUAAAACUGACUGUAGCUUUUUUGUUGGAUGGUCCAGAAUGUGUUUCUGAAUAGGGUGUGGCUGUUGUCAUGCACUGAUACCUUGCAGGUUCUUUAUUAUGCUGGUGGGGAGUAGAUUUCUCUGUACGUGUGAGCAAGCUAGUGCAUCACAUAAAGGGAAAUUUCUAGCAAGGAUCGAAAUGAUCUUGAACCUCCAUACCAAUUGUUCUCUACCUUAGUUUUAAUUGUACUAAAUAUGUCACUUCGGACAUCUUAAUUUAUCUCCUCAGUUAUCUUCCUAGUUUGUUAAUUAGUUGCUUCUUGCAUAAUGCCAAUUCUGUAACCUUUCCUUUUAAUGAAAACUAGUUUUGAUAUUCUGUAGUAUUGACAAUGCAGAUGAUUAGUUUUAAUUUCCACUCUUUCUACUUUACCUUUAAAUUCCAGCUUGUGAGUUGUGAUGAAGAUCUUGACUAAAAUUGCAAUCUUAUUUUGAUAGCACUGCUAGUUCGUAUUAACAAAAAAAAAUAAUCAUGUUUUAGUGUACACUAGAAACUCUUGGGACUCGGUUGUUUUGCAGAAUCAGUGAAGCAAAAACUUCUCUAUUUGUUGUUUUCCUUUUCAACUACUAUUUAUGAAGGGCUUGCUUUUAUGUUUUCCUGAAUUUUAGUAUGAAAUUGAUGCUAUAUGAAAAGGCAACAUUAGAAGUGAUGUUCCAGUUAUUAUCAUUGAGCUGAAUGAAAAACUGCUAAUUUACAGAUUGUUUUUCCUUUAACAAGUGCCUAACUGGAUUCAACUUGAUUGAAGUGAUAUUAUCUGUUUUUAAGAUAUCAAUAAUGAGGAAAAUGAAAUCACUGUACUUGUCUACCUUUGAUCUGGCCAAUCUGUUCCUGUCAUUUUCAUCUUUUCAAUUUCUUAUUGAUUUUAUUAUUAGACACGAGAAGAAAAAUGUGUCACUUGAUUAACACAGAUAUCUCUCCAGUGGAUGUUUUUUUUGCCAUUUGAUACAUGUAAUCUUAUUUAUACAUUUGUCUCAUUACCAAUUCAUUUUAUGCCAUAACAUUAUAACUGCUUUCAUAUUAUGUUAAAUACUUGACAUAUGUUUGGCUAUUGUCAAUGUUUUUGUUUUUGAUACUUUAUUGGUUUCCCUUUCUGCGCUGAUGUCAAAAUAAUUUUGCUUCUAGUUUGUUUGUUAUUGUAUCUUUAUUCCUUUCAGCAGUCAAUGGGCAAGGAAGUUACAGGAACCUCAACCAAUCAAGAAAGAGAUUUUGUCACCACUCAUGUGCCCAACGGAAAAAGUGAUCAGAUUAGUCAUAAACCUCCCAUAGUUGCUGUGUCAGGCCAUGCCACUGAUAAUCGAGAUGGUGCAAACUCUACUCGUAAUGGAAAUUUAAGUUUUGAUCAGGACACUCCAGAAAGGAAAUAUGAUGAACAGAACUCAUUCAAUCAAAAGACAGCAGAAUCAGAUUCUGCUAAUGCAGCUGUUCAACCAAACCACAAUGUUCCUCAGACAGUUCCUAGUGCAAAUGAAAAGCCUACUUCAUGUGAAAACCAUGUUUUUGUUGCUGGAGUGGCUGCUAAUGGAGAUAAACAUCCUAAUGUGAAUGCACUGUCACCAAACAUCCAAAAGAAGGAUCAGAGGCACUUAAUGCUCUCAUCCAAGGAACCACUGCAUCCUGAUAACACCAUGCAACUAGAAGAAGAGGAUUCCUGUUCAAUAACUUCUUCUACCACACAGUCUCCAAAAAAUUUGAGAACACAGAUUACUGUGGCAAUUGCCCCUACAUUCAAAUGCAGUGAACGCGCAGAGAGGCGUAAGGAGUUCUACACGAAAUUAGAAGAGAAACACCAGGCUCUGGAAGCAGAGAAGCUGGAAUAUGAAGCUAGGACCAGGGAAGAACAAGAGGCAGCACUCAAGCAACUAAGGAAGAAUAUGACUUUCAAAGCAAACCCAAUGCCUAGCUUCUACCAUGAUGGGCCUCCACCGAAGAUUGAAUUAAAGAAGGUACCACCAACUAGAGCUAAAUCACCCAAACUCGGUCGAAGGAAGAGCUGUGGUGAUGCAAGUGCAACUAAGCUGACUGACGAAGAUGGUUCCAGAAAAGUCUGCGGUCGGCUUCAGCGUCAUAGCUUGGGUACUUCGAAGGAUGCUACAAACACGUUACGAAACAGUCCCAAUAACCGAAAUGUAACUAAAGGCGGUGAAGGGGCUAAAUCCAAUAAAGAGAAGUCUAAGCCUCAUGCUGAAAGGGUAGUAGUUAAGGUUCCCAUCAAAGACUCAAAGCCACGUGCCGAUGAAGCAGCUCCUCCAGAUAUAAAUGGAACCAUUGUGCAGGCCUGAUGCGUAUGAACUUUUGGGCUUUCGUAAUAAUUUGUUCAAAAAUGUGUUAGUGGAUUUGAGUUAUAUGCAUAAAUUUUGUAUUUGUGCAAACUGCUUGAGUUGGCCGCUCUUAGUGACAUCGAGCAUGUUUCAUUUUACGAGGCUGAAUUUGGUUAAUAUUAAAUGGGCAAUCUGUAUGUUCAACAUUUAUUCCUAUAUGCUGGAUGAUGUAUCGUGUACGACUGUGA